CAUCGAUGUCUGUAUGUUCUCUAUCCUCAGCACACCGAGAUGACCACCCUCAUAGAAAUCCCAGACUGCUCAGUCUUCCACCUCCCCACCCCCGCCUCAGACCUCCUCCCGCUCUCCAGCGGCACCCUCACCCUCGUCCUCCUCCCCGCCAAUCCCCCCACCCAGAAGACAGAGACACUCACACUCACCGUCGGAGCGUCCUCAUUCCCUCUGUCCCCCAAACUCCCCGUGCAAAAACUGAGAUCCAAGGACGAGCACCCCUGGUAUUCAUUCAGCCCAGCACCGCCUGCGCCUGACGGCAGCAAGCCUGUAGGCCAGGUGAGGAUUACUACAGAGCACAGUACAAGCCCUGAACAGUGGGAAGCGACAGAAGCUUCACUCCGAUCAUUCGAGGCGCAUCUUCGAACCCACAAUGUCUGGGAUGAGAGAACGCUCUUUGUAGAUGAUGAGUGGGAAACUGGAGGAGAGGCCAAGGCAGGUUGGGGCGAGUCUUUCGCUCAGACUAUAAUCGGCGCAGGACACUCUUUGGCCAGUAGGAUCCAUGGAUACACUGAUCGACAUAUCGCGAGUACCGACCCCGAGCAACCCGCCCCGCCUUCGGAAACCACCGCCAACGCCGCCCGCUCCGCCAAAGAAACCACCGACACACUCUCCACCAAAGCCGAAGCUGCUUCCACCGUGAUUGGCAACACCGUCCACGCUGGUGGUUCCGCUGCCGCUUCGUACCUCCCCGAUAGUGUCAGACCUGGUGAUCAACCCGUCGAGGAAGAGGAGAAAUCGGAUUUUAGGAAAAUGGCAGAAGAAGGAUGGGAGCAAGUUGGCUUCGCGGCGAAAGGUGUGGUGGAGGCGGCGAGCACGGUGGGUGGAGCUAUCAGUGGGAACUCUCAUAAAGCGGUAGAGCACAACUUUGGCAAAGAGGCAGAAGGUGUCGCUCAAGAUAUCGGUCAAUCGGGCGCCAAUGUUGGGUCAUCCGCCGCCUCUGCCUUCAAGGGGACUAGUAUCGCUGUUCAAGGUACCAAUGUGGGUAGCGGAAUCGCAACUGGUGGGAAACCCACGGAGCCCGAGGCAUGAGUACGGAUUUAAAGAAGCUAGGCAGUAACCUUUCUCAGAGCUGUAUCUAUCAGAUGAAAAGAGUUGUGUACGU
Cryptococcus deneoformans JEC21 is the source of this 1144-nucleotide messenger RNA. RefSeq lists its product as hypothetical. The record is from RefSeq and is a predicted model, not a curated record. The transcript is spliced from 4 exons. Bases 40 to 1071 code for a protein of 343 amino acids. Lineage: Eukaryota; Fungi; Basidiomycota; Tremellomycetes; Tremellales; Cryptococcaceae.